Messenger RNA from Guillardia theta CCMP2712, 474 nucleotides. RefSeq lists its product as hypothetical. The coding region runs from base 1 to 474 and encodes 157 amino acids. The record is from RefSeq and is a predicted model, not a curated record. NCBI's taxonomy places the organism in Eukaryota, Cryptophyceae, Pyrenomonadales, Geminigeraceae. The transcript has 5 exons.
AUGUCGAAGGGAAGCUCAGCAACUCAGAUCUGCUGCAAGAACGAGAAGAACAUGCUAGAGGAAGCGGCAAAGAUCUUCGAUAGCCACGACAGUUUCCUCCUGGUCUCCUGGCUCGACGUCGGACCUCCUCGAGAGGAUCGAGCCUCUCGGCGCAAGUCUGCUACUUCUCCUCCUCCCAACGACGCGCCGGACGACAAGGCUGAAGCUCCUCCCGAGGAACUGGAAGCUCGUCUGCUCGGCGUCGACAAGACCAUCUCCAGCCUUUGCUCCCAGGCUCCUCCUGGCACAAGCGUCAUCAUCAUCGGCCCUUCAGAGGACCUGACGGAGAUAGAGGAAUUGCGAUUGAGGAGGAGGACAAAAUCGAAUCAGAAGAGCGCAGGGAUGCCCUGGAGUGAGGAGGACGAGAAGAAUCUCAACACGAAGAUCAACGAGGCCAGGAAUGGCUGCGCCUUCUUCUUCUUCAGCAGUCGAUAG